UCCGUCGCCGCUCGUUCGUGCCCGUCGGCCGCGCGAGGAGAUGGCAGUCGAGCGGGCCGGGCGCUGCGCGACGCUCGCCCUAAAGUGAUGAGGCCGCGGUCGCCCUUCGAGAGAAUCGGUAUCGAUUCGAGAGCUGCAUUCGUCUGUGGCCACCACAGUCGCCGACUGGCGCCGAGUAGCGUCCCGCUCGUUGGCCGAUAACGCCUCGGACCGUUAUCAAUGCAGGUGAAGCAGCGAGAAGAGUCGAGGCGUCGCGGCGCCUGCGCUUCCUCGGUGGUCCACGAAGUCCGGCUCGCUCCUGGCUUAAGAUCCGGCCUUAAUACUCCCGUUUGCAGCUCGAGGGACCGGGCCCUAAAGAAGCGAAAGAUGCGCGCCCAAGUUCUGAGGAUGCUCUCGCAGAAGCGGGCGGAGAUGGCGGAGGCCGCUGAAGCGUUGGAGGUCGCAGGGGCGAGUCGGGCGGAUCCCAAGGGAGGCGCAUCAGCGAGUGGAGCAGUAACUCCAGGGAGCUACGCGAACGGCGAGGGCUCCAAGGAGUUCCUGUCGACCGGCAGGACCGGCAGGAGAAACGCCAUGCCCGACAUCCUCGGGCAACACGCCGACGUCGGCACUGCCGACCUCCCCUCGAGGCUGGAGGCCCUCACCACCGACUCCAAGCACGACCAACCCGGCACCAGCGGAUUGACCCAGGAGGAACUGCUGGCGGCCAGUCAGCGAAACGGCUGACGAAAAGAACCCUCCUGGUGACAACUCUCUACAGGGCGGACUUUUGACACUUCGAUCGAGGUCGGCGACGAAGCUGGCCCUCCGACGAGGGAACCAAGACGUCGGCGAUGUCGCCGAUCGCGGGUCGAGGGCCGCUGUAACGAGCGUUGCCCGCAACGCGACACGUCUCUGUACAUAGACAUAGGAUAGCGAACGCGUCCGUUUUUCUCUAUUUUUUAUAUUGUCUUACUAAGUCGGUUAAAGAUGUAAAUCGACCUUGAGGUACAACGGAGAUGGACAACGAGGAUAUUCGUUGUCGCUAUCCUGGACGACAGUAUUACGUAUCGAUAGGUUUCUUCUCCGUUAAUUUUCCGUCGACUUUGGUUUAAGAGGUUCCCGCAGGAGUCUGUAGGUCCUAGGACGUUCCUUCCGUCAUUCGGAGCCCGAAUUUCCUAGGCUACGCAUCCGGAAACGGAAAUUAAGGGGGUCUUUCGAUUUAUUGCGGGGCCUUACGAGCGUUAAAAAGCGACGCGCGUUGCGACUAACGUUGCAUCGUGACAAAAGAGACGCACGUCGGUCAUCUGUACACCAUAUUAGAUUAUAAUCUUCUUCGAUGGAUGUUGUAACGACGGAUAUUUAUGCGACGCUUGUGGGGUCCCAGUCUUUAGAGGUGUCUCGAAAUCUUCUAACUUGGCGAAGGAAAUUGACUGUUAUUAAAUCUAGACGAACUGACCCGACGAAAUGACAUCUUCGAGCCCCCUUAAUGCGGAGAUAAUUUGCAAUUUUUCUCCCAGGGGAAGCUUCGGUAUUCCCGUCGCAUGAACGACGUUAAAGGGUUAUUCCUUAGUCAAUUGUUAUUCCCAAAGGAGGCCCGAUUCGCUCCACCCUGUGUUACACUCUGACUGUCAGUGAUAUAAAAAGGUUGUGUGUCGUUAGUUUAGGAAGAGUGGACUACAACUGUAACUAGGAUAUCGCAUUUUCUACGGUAGAUUUAGGGACAAGAGCGAGGCCGUGCGGAAGGAAUUCUCGCAACGGGGGAAACGCGUCUGGAAUGUCAAUGAAACGAAUCGCCGGUGCAUGUUAACGCGAAAGAAACGUUAACGACCGACACUUUUUUUUUUUGCCAAGACGUCGAGUCUCUUUCAGGAAGUUACGACGACGGGCAUUGUUUUACGCAACUCGAUGCCAUUAAGCGUCCGCUUUUCCUGCUUACCGAAGAUGAUCGCAUCGCUUUUUAAGGGGGCUCGAAGGUGUUUUUUCUUUUCUAAUGCGAGGUAAAAAAGUCACCUUCGGAACGUCUUGAAAACUGUCUUUGAUAUUCUCAUGACACGCCGUACAAGUUCUAAAAGUCGACGCUGCUCUCUUCCCCUUCCCCGUGAGCCUACAGGCAUCGAGGUUUUUCGAUGGAUCUUUAUUCAUUUCUUCUGUUUCUCUUGCUCUUAGAUUUUGUUCUUUGAGGUAAAUCGAAGAAGGAACAACGAGGAAUCUCCAUUACCUUUCGAAUGGGCGUUCUGCCCGACCAGUCGAAUUCUGAACCGAGAAAAGGAAUUCGUUGCGGCCUCCCUAGGAACGUUUCUAUAUUACAUAAGCAUUCGUAUACGUGUUUAGCUAGAACGUAUUAAGUUAUUUUUACGACUGCGGAUAUGUACAUACAUAGUUAAUACGUUCGAACGAAAUGCGUGGCCCCCGAAUCAGGUUCGGACCAAUCGAUUACCCCCGCCGGAACUUUAUUUUCCACGGAGUGGAAAUUCGCCUUAAGGCGAUGGGAAAGUGGCUGCGCAGAGGUCUCGUUUAUGAAACUUUUCUCUGAACUGAGUAUGUCGAAUCGUUUUAAUAAUCACAGCGAGAAUAUGGAGGCUACAAGGAAGCUCCUGACACCCGUGAAAUUUGUUUAUGGGUAUUUUUUAAAUUUUGUAUUAAAACUGAAAUUUCAUGGGUGGAGGGACCUUCCUUGUAGCCUCCGUAUUUACGUUGUAAAGUGUGAAACGAUUCGGUGGAUCCAUUUUGGAGAAAACGUUUCAUGAACGAUUGACCUUUCGGAUGCCGUUUUCACAUCCCCUUAAACGUGGAUCAGAACGAAUAUUAACGUAGACACUUGCACGACAUUGAAUUUUCCUGCCGAUUAGUGUCAGCACUAAGGGAAAUUCAGCUUAGGGUAUCUGCGGAUUGUACGUUUUCAGUUUUGCUCUCUCAUGAGAAAGCGCUGACCAUUACAAAAUGGGGCGUCUGAAUGUGUGCCGAAAAUGAGAUUUUGCCGAGCGACAGGGACACCGAUAGCGACUAAUUGGGGUUUCCCAAGCUAUUCUCGAUUCCGCUUUAACCUAGGAGCUUAAUUUUGCGCGCCAUUGCAAAGCUCGACGUUCGUUUGCCACCCUCGUACGCCCUUCCUCCGACAGUUACUGCAUCAAACUAGGAGUAAAUAUUUGCAGUCCAACGUGUGUACGUGCUCGCGGUACUUUUCCCGACACCUCAUUUAACUCCCGAGUGCUUACUCGUCUUAUUUGCGUAUUGAGUUUGCGUCCUGUCUCCCUGGCUUGGGAAUUUAACGAUUUGACACACCACUACUCGAGCGGUGGAAAAUAGGGAAUGCCUCUUUGUUAUUGCACCCCUAACGAGCGUGACCGCUGUCACUGUUAAUGCGAAUUACAGUUCACCCGUUGAAUUUGCCAUGGGGUUCUUUUAUCGAGAGGAGGUAUUUUUAUCGGCCGGGUAUUUCGAGGAAAAGCGGAGAGCGAGAGGAAGCGGUGCCGAUUUUCUAUCGAAGGCAGGGAAAUUAUUAUAAGCGGGGAAUCGCACCUUGCGGGGCGGAUCGAAACUCUAGUCAGCAUCGAGGGCUCUUCUCUGUCCUCGGACCCCAAUUUUCAUUGUAGUAGUUAAAAUUUAUUCUUCAACAAUUUCGAGGGAUUCGACGCCGAGGAAUUCGGUUUUAUGUAUUGUCUCAUUUAUCCUACUCGGUUGAAAUUUUCUGCUCAAUGAAGUUAAGCCGUAACUGUGGAAAUCAGGAAAAGAAGGUUUUGCGCGCUUGGGGUUCGGGAUGAGAAAAGACUCCUACAGAGUUUAUUCACUAUUCGAUGGUCGGGUUGGUAAACCCGUGAUUAGUGGAACUUUUCGACGUAUCCGUACUUCUGAAUUUCAAUUCCCUUCCUCCGGUGAGUCUCGCGUGGAAAGUCCUCGACGUUUUCGUGGGAGCGAAGCGGCGCUUCCGUUACUUAAAGGAGAGCAUCCAUGAGUAGUUAGGCAUUUCGUUUAGCGUUUUAGUCUCGAAUGCGCGAGGCUGUCUCCACUGGCAUGACUAAUAAACAGGAAUUUUUAAUAAUUACAA
Molecule: messenger RNA, 4024 nt
Organism: Orussus abietinus
Lineage: Eukaryota; Metazoa; Arthropoda; Insecta; Hymenoptera; Orussidae
Exons: 4
Coding region: 220-723 (167 amino acids)
Biological process (GO): negative regulation of cAMP-dependent protein kinase activity
Cellular component (GO): cytoplasm; nucleus
Molecular function (GO): cAMP-dependent protein kinase inhibitor activity
Source: RefSeq, a predicted model, not a curated record